Messenger RNA from Penicillium manginii, 516 nucleotides. RefSeq lists its product as uncharacterized. NCBI's taxonomy places the organism in Eukaryota, Fungi, Ascomycota, Eurotiomycetes, Eurotiales, Aspergillaceae. The coding region runs from base 1 to 516 and encodes 171 amino acids. The record is from RefSeq and is a predicted model, not a curated record. The transcript has a single exon.
AUGAGCUCCUACUUCUCCUCCUACUCUUCAUCCUCCCUCUCAACAGCCCUCAGCUCCCGACUAAACAGUCUCCGACGAGCAAUCACACUCGGCGACGAGAAGGACGACCCCGACAACGAAGACUGCUCACACAUCUCCAACGCCCUCCGCGCCUACUACACCGAGAAAGGCCGCCCCUUCCCAUCCUGGCUCCCUCCAGACCCAAAAGCACCCCAAGCCGCACCCGCCCGCGUCAUCGCAACCUCCCAGUCCCAGUCCCCAGGCCAAGGCCAAGGUCCCGCCACCGGCGCCUACGGCCGGAGCGGUGGCGGCCUGGGUGAUCUAUGGGGUGACUCCGGCGCAUCCCAAGCACCGGGAGCGCAAACUACCAGUCUUCGGCGCGGACGCGGUGGUGUCGCACCCCCCUCUAGUCCCCAUGCACAGCGCGCCGUCCGGUCCAACCCAUACGCCCUCCCCACCGCUCGCGCAUGCCCAGUCCCAUUCACCCACCCCGUCCGGAUCACUGCAUCCAUCUAG